ACUAGUCAAAAGUCAAAACUGAAAAGAAAAGUCGCCUGUAAAAUAAAGUAGCUUGCGAAUGUAAUAUUUGAAAUAAUUUGCGUUUUUAAUUAAAUUUCUCAGGACCACGAACUUCCUCAAUUGUCUUAUAAAUGAUGUGAUUAUGGGUGUUAGAGAUUCUAAACUUAGUUUUAUAUCAUAUGAAGAUGCAACAAAGCGAUUGUCUGAUAGUGAGUUAAGACGUAUACGAGAGGCAUUUAAGAGGUGUGCAGGUGCAAACGGUAUAGCUCUGAGCUUUGAGGCGUUUGUACAUGAUGUACUCAGCGACGGAGUCCCACAUGAAGUGGCGGAGUGGCUUUACCAGGCUUGCGGAGGAACCAAACGAGGAAUUACCUUCAGAGACCUACUCUGCGGUGUCGUUGUACUUACUAAAGGAAAUAUUGAAGAAAAAAUUAAAUUCUUGUGGACUUUGUAUGUCAACAAUCAAAGUGAUAAUGGGAUUUAUAUGUACAAGAGAGAUUUUGCAAGAGUUCUGCACUUAGAGAAUAUAUCCCUUUCUGCUGCCAAAGCGCUUAAGAGUGGAGAGAUACUGACUAGUCUGUUUGGUUCUGGAGACAAAGUGACAUUUGAGCAAUUCCGCUCUUGGUUGCUGAUCCACAAGGAUGCAACUGUUCUGUCCAAGUGGCUUCUCUAUAACAGGGAGAGUCAUCCCUACGACUUAGAGACCCCAACAUUCUAUCAGAGUCUUGCUGGUGUAACACAUUUAGAGGAAAGGGAUAUCGUUGAGCUGGAGCGAUGGUUCUGGCGAUUGCGCGCGGCGUCGGCAUCAGGCGAAGUGGACGCGGCGGGUGUGCGGGCGUUAUUGGGCCCUGCGAUGCCUCCAGCCGCAUUACCCGGCCUGUUCCUGGCUUUCGACGACAACCGCGACGCACACCUGGACUUCAAGGAGUUGUGCUGUGGGCUGAGUGCCGCAGCGCGAGGCCCGCGCACCGAGCGACUCAAGUUCUGCUUCAAAGUGUUCGAUGUGGACCGCGACGGCGUCCUCAACAACGCAGAACUGGCGGCUAUGGUGGAGAUCCUGUGCUGCGUUGCCAACGAAGCCCGCGGCUGCCAGGGCUCCCGGUGUUCCACCCCCUGUGACGACCACCUCGAGGGGAGCUUCGACCCUCACGACACGCUACAGCACCUCAAGGAUGAACUGGCCACGCCCAGACAGGAACGAAAGCCGCUCUUCCAACUGGGACGUAGUGGUGAUACCGAAAUGAUUAUACUAUCUCAGGAUGGGAAUGCCGAUGUUCGGCAAGCGGGUGACGUGGUGGAAAAGGUGCUGGCUCGCGAGGACUUCCUCAUCUGGAGCACAGAGGGUGGAGCCGUAUUGCUAGCCCCAUUCCUGGAACUGCUAUUCCAGUUAGCGCACGUGUCUCUCGGCCUGCGCCCUGCGUGCCGUCACCAGGAGCGAGACAUCGUGCUGGGCUGGGUGCGGCGCGAGACGAGCCGCGGCCUGGCCGUGGGUCAGUUCUGGUACCUGGUGUCGGCCGAGUGGUGGAGCGCCUGGCUGCAGUAUACGGCUGCCCCGCUGGCCUGCUGCCGUGCACGCGCCGACCGCGACGACGCGCCUGAUAGCCUCACCACCAACUCCACAGAGUCAGGCGGGUCGCUGGCGUGGCAUGACUCGGGCUCCACCUGCAGCGCGGGCAGCAGCGGCGUGGGCAGUGCGACCCCCGCCCCGCGCCCCGCUCACCCGCACCCCGGACCCGUCAACAACGCGCGGCUGCUGGCGCGGGACGCGGGCGCGGGCGGCGUGCGCUCGCUCACGGGCGAGGGCGGCCAGCUGCGGCGUGACGUCACGCUGGCGCAGCACCGCGACUUCGAGCUGGUGCCCGACGCGCUGUGGCGAGCGCUGGCCCGCUGGUACGGCGCGCCCGACCCGCUGCCGAGACAGGUAAUCCGCCCCCCCAACGCGCAGGUGGAACUGGAGCUGUACCCGCUGCAGCUCAACAUCCUGCGACACGUGAACGACCCUCCCACCCACAGAAGCAGCGUGAGCAGCGUGGGCGGACUCGGCAUCGGCGGUGCACUGUACUCGGCCCCCGCGUCCCCGCCGCCGCCGCGGCGCCACCUGGCUCACACCGCCUGCUUCUCCCGGCUGGCCACCGUCAAGCAGGUGACGGAAUUUCUGUGCACCGCCCUCGACCUGCAGAAGGACGCGCUCCGGCUGUGGUGGCUGCGGGAUGUCGGCGCGCUGCUGCUAGAUGACUCACGGCGCUCGCUGCAGGCGCUGGGGCUUCCCGAUGGCGCGUCGCUGCUGCUGGAGCUGCGGAACCCCGACCUCACGUGGCCCGAGGAGAUCGGCGCGCUCGGGUCGCGCCGCAUGACCACCCGCCGGGAGACGCUCACGGCGCCGGACCUGCCGGGGGCCACCGGCCUGCACAACUUGGGCAACACCUGCUUCAUGAACGCGGCGCUGCAGGCGGUGUGGAGCACGGCGGCGCUCCGGCGGUACUUUCUGGCGGGACUCCACGAGCAGGAGCUGAACACGCGGAACCCGCUGGGGACGGGCGGGGCGCUGGCGCUGCGCUAUGGCGAGCUUUGCCGCGAGGUGUGGACGGGGGGCGCGCGCUCCGUGGCGCCGCUGCGCCUGCGCUGGUGCGUGUCGCGGUGGGCGCGCGCUCUGGCGGGCGGCGGCCAGCAUGACGCCCAGGAGCUGCUGGCGUGGCUGCUGGACGCGCUGCACGAGGACCUGAACCGCGCCGCGCCGGCGCCGCCGCCCGCCGCGCCCGCCACGCCCGCCCCCGCGGCCGAGCCGGCUGCCGCGGCCGCCGCCUGGCGUCAGUUUGCGGCACGCAACACGUCCGUAGUGACGGACCUGUUCUACGGGCAGCUCAAGUCGCGCGUGCGCUGCGUCACGUGCGGCCACGACUCGGUGCGCUUCGACACGUUCAACAUGCUGAGCCUGCCGCUGCCGCUGGAGAACAGCUUGCGCGCUGAAAUCAAAGUGAUCCUGUUGGAGGGGUCGGUGCCGGUGGUGUACGGAGUUCGCGUCCCGCCCGACGCCACGUACCGCGACCUCAAGCUAGCCCUCGCGCCGCUGGCCGCGCUGCCACCAGACGCCAUGCUGUUGGUGCUGGUAGCGGGCUCCCGUGUGAGCGCCGUGCUGCCGGACGAAGCCCGCGUCUGCCCGCGUUCGGCCUGCGACCUGCACGUCUACGAGGUGCCGCCUCCUACCGCGCCUUGCCAUGACAGCGGAUCCUGCAGUGAGGACGAGAUGGAAUGCGAGUGCGGAGUGGACGCGGCGUGCGAUGGAGAGGGAGAUGGAGAGGGAGAUGGAGAUGGAGUGGGUGGUAGCAGCGGAGCGGGCCGCGAGGUGAGUGUGCCCGCCUCCAGCCUCUGCAUGCCCGCGCUCUUCUGCUUCAAGGUUAGAGCUCGCACAAGCACUCCGCUCACGCACACUGGCACGACCCCCUCCCCGCACUAACCAUUUUGUACCUAUGAGGCGGUACACUUAGCCUAGAUUAUUUAUACGUUUAGAUAGAGCCUCUUGAUGCCGGCUGGAUUAUGUGUAAACAUUAUUGUGUUUCGGUCUGAAGGACGCCGUAGCUAGUGAAAUUACUGGCAAAUGAGACUUAACAUCUUAUGUCUCAAGGUGACGAGCGCAAUUCUAGUGUUGCUCAGAAUUUUUGGGUUGUUUAAGAAUCCUGAGCGGCACUGCAUUGUAAUGGGUAGGACGUAUCAAUUACCAUCAGCUGAACGGCCUGCUCAUGUCGUCCCUUAUUUUCAUAAAAAAAGACAACCGAUGAAAAUAGGCGAGGUUUAUAACUUUAGUGUGAGUGACAAGCUACGUCUUACAUUUGCGAUUUCUAUGUCACUUUGUGUUAGUGUGCGUGCAUUGCUCGAAAUAGAGAGGUUUACUGUGACACCUCAAUUUUUUUCAACGUUUCCGCAGCUGGCACAUUCUAGACCAGAGUUUCUCAACCUUUUUUAGGCCAUGCCACCUUAACUUUACUAAAAUUUUAUGCCCCCCAUACAUAAUUUUUAACCUUUAAAAAUUGUUUUGUAAGAAAUAUAAAUGAUCAGUUUUAGGAAGAAAUCACUACAAUAUAUAUAAUAAUUGUUAUCAAAACAUCGUAACUAAAAGUAAAACUGAAAUUCAAAACAAUAUUAAUAUUGACUUUUCUAUAUACAUUUAUCCUUGCGCAAGCAUCAUACUUGCUGCACAGAGAUUUUAUAUUAGGCUCCAAUUUACUCAGUAUUAAUCUCAAGUCUUCGCGUUGUGUUAUAUUAAGUCGAUUUUUUUUAUCAGUAAAUCAUUUACAGCACUUAAUCCACAUUCAGCUAAAUAUGAAGAUGGAAACGGCAAUAAGUUUUCUUUCACAUUCUUAGAAUUUGCCUUUUUUGUUAAAUUUGUCACAGACAUCUAGCAUUGCAUUUAAAUUACUCAAAGCGAAAGGAUUAAAGUCGUAUCGAGUCCAUUUUUAAAUUAACUAUCAAAUUGCUCCCCUGUGGGCUAUACGUUGAGAAACUCUGAUCAAGACGUAUAAAUGGUCUAAACACUUAGCAAAUCUACAUACUUAUUUUGGCUCAAAACUACAAUUUUGAUUUGCAAAUAAUUAUUAUGUUCACGCAACUAGCAUCACCCAUAGUAUAA
Molecule: messenger RNA, 4624 nt
Organism: Leptidea sinapis
Lineage: Eukaryota; Metazoa; Arthropoda; Insecta; Lepidoptera; Pieridae
Product: ubiquitin carboxyl-terminal hydrolase 32-like
Exons: 16
Coding region: 143-3454 (1103 amino acids)
Biological process (GO): protein deubiquitination
Cellular component (GO): Golgi apparatus
Molecular function (GO): cysteine-type deubiquitinase activity; calcium ion binding
Source: RefSeq, a predicted model, not a curated record